Molecule: messenger RNA, 2424 nt
Organism: Acanthosepion pharaonis
Lineage: Eukaryota; Metazoa; Mollusca; Cephalopoda; Sepiida; Sepiidae
Source: the annotation of a GenBank genome assembly
AUGCUUUCUUUUGCCUUUCUUUUUCUUUCUUUUCUUUUUGGCAGUAAGGUUAAUUUCUUUCUUUCUUUUGCCUUUUUUUUUCUUUUCUUUGGCAGUAAGGUUAAUUUCUUAUGCUUUCUUUUGCCUUUCUUUUUUUCUUUCUUUUCUCUUUGCAGUAAGCUUUUAAUUUCUUAUGCUUUCUUUUGCCUUCCUUUUCUUUCUUUUCUUUUUUUCAGUAAGUUAAUUUCUUAUGCUUUUUUUUUUGCCUUUCUUUUCUUUCUUUUCUUUUCUUUAAAACCAGUUAAUUUCUUAUGCUUUCUUUUGCCUUUCUUUUCUUUCUUUUCUUUUGGCAGUAAGUUUAAUUUCUUAUGCUUUCUUUUGCCUAUCUUUUCUUUUUUGGCAGUAAGGUUAAUUUCUUAUGCUUUCUUUUGCCUUUCUUUUUUCUUUCUUUUCUUUUGGCAUAAGUUAAUUUCUUAUUCUUUCUUUUGCCUUUCUUUUCUUUCUUUCUUUUUUUGGCAUAAGGUUAAUUUCUUCAUGCUUUUUUUUUGCCUUUCUUUUCUUUCUUUUCUUUUUGGCUGUAAGGUUAAUUUCUUAUGCUUUUUUUGCCUUUCUUUUUUUUCUUUUUCUUUUGGCAGUAGGUUAAUUUCUUAUGCUUUCUUUUGCCUUUCUUUUCUUUCUCUAAAGGUUAAUUUUUUCUUUUCUUUUUUCCUUUCUUUUCUUUCUUUUCUUUUGGCUUUCAUUGGACUUUUUGCCUUUCUUUUUCUUUCUUUUUUUGGCAGUAAGGUUAAUUUCUUAUGCUUUUUUUUUGCCUUUCUUUUUCUUUCUUUUCUUUUUGGCAUAAGGUUAAUUUCUUUCUUUCUUUUCUUUCUUUUCUUUUCUUUUCAUUUUGGCAGUAAAGUUAAUUUCUUUUCUUUCUUUUGCCUUUUUUCUUUCUUUCUUUCUUUCUUUGGCAGUGAGUUAAUUUCUUUCUUUCUUUUCCUUUCUUUUCUUUUGCCUUUCUUUUUCUUUCUUUCUUUUGCUUUCUUUUCUUUUCUUUCUUUUUUUUUGGCAGUUUUUCUUUCUUUUCUUUUUUCUUUCUUUUUUAAUUUCUUAUCUUUCUUUUGCCUUUCUUUUCUUUCUUUUCUUUUGGCAGUAAGGUUAAUUUCUUUUUCUUUCUUUUGCCUUUUUUCUUUCUUUCUUUCUUUUUGGCAUAAGGUUAAUUUCUUAUGCUUUCUUUUUCCUUUCUUUUCUUUUUUUUUUUUUUCUUUAAUUUCUUUCUUUCUUUUUUCUUUCUUUUCUUUUCUUUUGGCAUUUUUUCUUUUUUCUUUCUUUUGCCUUUCUUUUCUUUUUUCUUAUGCUUUUCUUUCUUAUCUUUCUUUUGCCUUUCUUUUUUCUUUUUUUUUGGCACAGUUUCUUUCUUUCUUUCUUUUCUUUUCUUUUUUUUCUUUCUUUUGGCAGUUUUUCUUAAUUUCUUUUUCUUUUUUUUCUUUUCUUUUUGGCAGUAAGGUUAAUUUCUUUCUUUCUUUUUGCCUUUCUUUUCUUUCUUUUCUUUUGGCAGUAAAGUUAAUUUCUUAUGCUUUCUUUUUGCCUUUCUUUUCUUUCUUUAUUCUUUUUCUUUUCUUUCUUUUGCCUUUCUUUUCUUUCUUUUUCUUUUUUUCUUUCUUUCUUUCUUUCUUUUCUGCUGCCUUUUCUUUUUUUUUCUUUCUUUUUUUUUUGGCAGUGUUGUUAAUUUCUUAUGCUUUCUUUUGCCUUUCUUUUUUCUUUCUUUUUUCUUUUGGCAGUUUUAAUUUCUUAAUUUCUUUUGCUUUCUUUUUUUUCUUUUCUUUCGUUUCCUUUUCUUUUCUUUCUUUUCUUUCUUUCUUUUGGCAGUUAAUUUCUUUUUUUCUUUUUGCCUUUCUUUUCUUUUUUUCUUUCUUCUUUUUCUUUCUUUUUUCUUUUCUUUUCUUUCUUUUCUUUUGGCAGUUUUUAAUUUCUUUAAUUUCUUUCUUUCUUUCUUUUCUUUUCUUUCUUUCUUUUCUAAAACCUUUCUUUUUUUUAAUUUUUCUUUCUUUCUUUCUUUUUUUUUUCUUUCUUUUUUCUUGCCUUUUUAAGGUUAAUUUCUUAUGCUUUCUUUUUCUUUUCUUUUUUUUUUUCUUUCUUUUUUCUUUCUUUUUUCUUUCUUUUCUUUUUUUUCUUUUUUUCAGACAGGUUAAUUUCUUUCUUUUCUUUUCUUUCUUUUCUUUUUUUCUUGCUUUCUUUCUUUCUUUUUUUUCUUUCUUUUCUUUCUUUUCUUUUUUCUUUUCUUAUUUCUUUCUUUUGCCUUUUUUCUUUCUUUUCUUUUCUUUCUUUAAUUUCUUUGCUUUUUUUUUGCCUUUCUUUUCUUUCUUUUCUUUCUUUCUUUUCUUUUCUUUCUUUUUUUUCUUUCUUUUCUUUUUUUCUUUCUUUCUUUUUUCUUUCUUUCUUUUUUUUCUUUUUUUCUCUCUUUAA